GACAGUUCCCUAUUACACCAUCAUGUCAAAGAUAUUGGACAAAGAAAUUUGAUAGUGUAAUACCGGCUUAAGGCUACGGUCACAGUGGCUCCGAUAUCGUUCGGAUUCCGCCGACGGCCAGUCUUUUCAUUACGGCGCGCUCGCACUACAGCCGAUCGUAUCUCCCAAACGUACAGUCUUCGGACGACAAUUGAUGAAAUUAUUCGGUCAAAUCGACCGACGUUCUCGCACGCGAAAUAUAGAGCGCGAGAAACUGGUGCUGGAAAACUUAGUUGAGAAGUGCUCCAGAAUACGCACACUACGGAUAUCGAACGAACUGCUGAAGUCUGAGAAAUUUUCGGAGGCAGUGUCAUGCCUACAGGACCUCCGUGCGCUGGAGGUGGCAAUGAACUUAAAGGAACCCAUUCCUGUGCUGCGACCUUUGGGUGACGGGUGCCCGCGACUAGCAGAGGUUGACUUUGGGUACACAACUUUUGAUAUGGAUGAUUUGAAAUACUUCUUGAACGCCAAGAGGAACACCAUUAAGUGCAUACGCAUAAAUUCGGAGGCAGUGAUUGGAAAACGGUGUGUCCUACCAUUGCUGACAAUUUGUGCUGACAGCUUGGAACGGCUGCAUCUUUAUGAUUUAGACUUAAGCCACAGUGAGGUGAGGGAGGCAUUUACUGCACUGAGAAGCCUGAAGAACUUGCAAGAACUUGAGAUGUGGGUCUGCAGUCCUGAACCGCUUGAUAAAAUUACUAUGGUAUUUAAGAAUGGUGGGCUGCCAAAACUGAGGCUUCUGAAUCUACGAGCAGGUCGCAGCCUGGACGAUAGGACUGUAAUUGCCAUCAGCCAUGGUUUCCCCACUUUACGGGAACUCUGCAUCAGACAUUCUGAACUACUGUCUGAUGCUGCAUUCUCACAGAUCUGCCAUCUGGAACACCUUGAAAGAUUGGACGUGUCAGGUUGCACAGGUCUCGGUGGGGCGUUUGUCCCCUACCUCGUCAGGCUACCACAACUUCACACGUUGGUCUUGGAGGAACUGGAGUUUCCGAAGCUGCAACCGGGUCUGAGCAGUAUCCUCGAAUUGUCCGGUUUGCGCGCACUGUCACUCAGCUGGUCCCUUGUUACUGGAAUGCCAUUUGAUAGAUUUCCAGGAAAUCUUGUCAGUCUCAGGGAGCUGACUGUACACUGGUGCAGAGGUGACCCUAAAGCCACAGAGGGGCUGACUGAGCAGAUGCCCAAGCUUAAAAUUCAUGGCUACUUUGAAGAUGGGGAGCCAGACAGCGACAGUGAUAAUAGCAGCAGCAGUAGCAGCAACAGCAGCAGUCAUCUUGAGAGUGAUGAUGAUGAAAGUAAUAUAUCUGUCCUCUUUCUAGAGAAUGUAUAA
Schistocerca cancellata (South American locust) is the source of this 1369-nucleotide messenger RNA. RefSeq lists its product as uncharacterized. The record is from RefSeq and is a predicted model, not a curated record. Lineage: Eukaryota; Metazoa; Arthropoda; Insecta; Orthoptera; Acrididae. The transcript has 6 exons. The coding region runs from base 194 to 1369 and encodes 391 amino acids.